AUGUCUAAGCGCCGAUCUUCAUCUGCGACAAGCAUCAAUAGCGGUGGGGUGGUUCUUUGCGAGCACAAUGUUCGCGCUGUCGUGAAGACAUCGGGCACCUCGACCAACCCAGGAAGGCAGUUCUAUGGAUGCCCAUAUUGGCAGGUAAAACAUAGAAUCUGGGUUUCUAUACGCGUGACACAAUGCUGGUUUUGGUGGGUUGAGAGGGUUGAUGAUGGAAACCAGGAUCUGGAGGCCAUAAUAGUACAGUUGGAAGAUGCAUUGCGCCUCGCUGAGUCCAAGGCGGAGAGGAGGAAGAAGAAGAAAAAUGUGUUGAUCAAAGAUAUGGUUGCUCAAUGA
Messenger RNA from Linum trigynum, 339 nucleotides. The record is from the annotation of a GenBank genome assembly. Lineage: Eukaryota; Viridiplantae; Streptophyta; Magnoliopsida; Malpighiales; Linaceae.